GGCGCAGGUGCGGUAAUGAGGAGAAACGGACGUACGCUAGUGAAAUUCGCUUUCAUUUCGGCUGGAGUGCUAUUGUUUCUCACGUUGCUCAUCCGGUCCUUCAGCGAAGAUGCAAAAACGGCGCUGAAUGGCGUUUUCGACAUGACAGCGUUAGUCCAAAAAGAGCCACAUGCAAGGGAAGGAUCGUUUUUCAACAUACCACCGAAGAAUGUGCUUCAAAAACGCAUUGAUUGGCACAAUUACGAUCUUAUUCAUGAGGAGGCCAAACGCAGCGGUAUCGGAGAACAAGGCAAGGCUGGCCAUUUGGACAAAACCGAAACCGAGAUGAAGGACAAACUGUUUAAAAAGAAUGGUUUUAAUGCGGUUUUAAGCGAUAAGAUUUCACUGAAUCGAUCACUUCCGGACAUACGCCAUCGCGGAUGCCGGAAGAAACAAUACCUGAACGAACUUCCCACCGUAAGUGUUGUUAUUCCGUUCUACAAUGAACACUGGAGCACAUUGCUAAGAACUGCGUCAAGCGUGCUGCUUCGCUCGCCGCCGGAGCUCAUUACUGAAAUUAUCCUUGUGGACGAUUGUAGCACAAAGGAUUUUUUGAAGCAGCAACUGGAUGAUUACGUUGCAGAAAAUAUGCGAAAAGUGAAGAUCGUUAGACUACCGGAGCGUUCCGGUUUAAUUACUGCCCGUUUGGCUGGGGCAAAAAUUGCCACGGCCGAUGUGCUUAUCUUCCUCGAUUCGCACACAGAAGCGAAUGUGAACUGGCUGCCUCCAUUGCUAGAACCGAUUGCCAUGGAUUAUCGCACCUGCGUAUGUCCUUUCAUUGACGUUAUCGACUGGGAUACGUUCGAGUAUCGGGCGCAGGAUGAAGGGGCUCGCGGUGCUUUCGAUUGGAAAUUUUUCUACAAACGACUUCCGCUGUUACCAAAGGAUUUACAAAACCCAACAGAACCGUUCGAAAGUCCGGUGAUGGCAGGUGGUCUGUUUGCGAUUAGUGUUAAGUUUUUCUGGGAGAUUGGUGGCUACGACGAAGGGUUGGAUAUUUGGGGCGGCGAACAGUACGAGUUGAGCUUCAAAAUAUGGCAGUGUGGUGGCAAGAUGUACGACGCACCGUGCUCGCGAGUCGGUCACAUCUAUCGUGGGUAUGCACCGUUUGGUAACCCGCGCAAGAAAGAUUUCCUAACUCGCAAUUACAAACGCGUUGCCGAGGUAUGGAUGGACGAAUAUAAAGAAUAUCUUUAUAUGCGCGAUCGGAAGAAAUACGAAAACACGGAUGUGGGCGACAUCUCACGACAGCUGGCAAUCCGCGAACGAUUGCAAUGUAAACCGUUCAAAUGGUUCAUGACGCAUGUAGCAUUCGAUCUAGUGGAAAAGUAUCCACCAAUAGAACCGCCAGACUUUGCGAACGGUGCCAUCCAGAGUGUCGCUAAUCCAGCCCUUUGCGUCGACACGUUGAAUCAUGGCGAAAAGCAAACCAUUGGUCUUUAUUCAUGCGCAAAGGAUAAGACACAGCCACAGCCUAAUCAGUUUUUCCAACUGUCUUGGCAUCGGGAUUUACGUAUCAAAUUCGGCGAACUGUGUUGGGACGUCUCGGAGAGUGUGCCUAAUGCCAAGAUUCUACUCUACCAUUGCCACGGUGGACAAGGCAACCAGCUCUGGCGGUACGACCCCGAAACGCAAAUGCUGAAGCAAGGCAAAAACAAUCGUUGCCUUGAUAUGGACCUUGACAAUCGGGAAAUAUUUGUAAAUCCGUGCGAUCUUGCUAAUCAGCGACAAAAAUGGCACUGGGGCUUCGUUAACAUGACCUCGAUAGCACAAUGGGAUUCUUAUGGCGCUAAGAUCAUCGAUUGAGCAAACCUCA
Messenger RNA from Anopheles maculipalpis, 1855 nucleotides. RefSeq names its product N-acetylgalactosaminyltransferase 6-like. Lineage: Eukaryota; Metazoa; Arthropoda; Insecta; Diptera; Culicidae. The transcript has a single exon. Gene Ontology annotation, cellular component: Golgi apparatus. The record is from RefSeq and is a predicted model, not a curated record. The coding region runs from base 16 to 1845 and encodes 609 amino acids.